UUGGUUGAGACAUACACACCCCGACCAAGUUGUUGAGUGCGCCUGUCUAGAAGUUUAAAUAAAGUGCAAAAUGAAAUCCAUGCUCGUUUUUGGCCUGUUGGCUAUGUGCGUGUUGGCGGCCAGCGCCACCGAGGAGGCAGCCAAGAAGGUGGAAGUUGUGCCAGCUGUUGAAGCCAGCAGCUCGACGGCUGAGAAGAAGCAGGGCAAGCGUGGCAUUAACUAUUCCGGCUACGGCUUUGGUGGCUCCGGCCAUGGUGGCUCCAGCUAUGGUGGCUCCAGCUAUGGUGGCUCCGGCCAUGGUGUCGUCCUCGGCGGUGGUCUCGGCGGUGGACUCGGCGGUGGACUCGGCGGUGGACUCGGCGGUGGACUCGGCGCUGUCCAAGAGCUGCCUACACAGGUGCGCACCAACACCGUUGUAAGGACCGUGCAGGUGCCCUACCAGGUAGAGCGUCGUGUGCCCUAUCCCGUUGAGAAGACCGUUACCUAUCCAGUCCAGGUGCCCGUGCCACAGCCCUACCCCGUGGAGAAGGUUGUCCAAUACCCCGUGAAGCAGAUCGUCAAGGUGCCCGUUCAUGUGCCCCAACCCUACCCUGUUGAAAAGGUUAUCAGGGUCCCCGUUAAGAUUCCCGUCGAUCGUCCCUACACCGUUCAUGUUCCCAAGCCCUACCCCGUCCCUGUUGAGAAGCCAGUGCCUUACACCGUGGAGAAGCGCGUCAUCCAGAAGGUGCCUGUCCAUGUCGACCGCCCCGUCCCCUAUGAGGUGAAAGUGCCCGUCAAUGUGCACGUUGAGAGCCAUGUGCAGCCCGCCAUUACCGUCACCCACAAGGUCACCCGUACCGAGGGCGCACCAAUUGUCAGCGCACCUGUAGUUGGUCAUGGCGUCGCCUAUGGCGGUGGAUACUCUGGUCAUGGUAUCUCCGGUCAUGGUAUCUCUGGACCCGGUAUCGCCAUCGGCCAUGGCAUUUCCUCUUAUGGUGGAGGUCAUGGCGUUGCUUAUGGCGGUCAUGGAAGCUCUGGCCAUGGUAUCUCUUCGUACGGCACCUCCGGACACGGCGGCUACCUCCACAAAAAGUAGAUCAAUUUAAACGCUAACGAGGGCCAUCAGAAAUUUGAAACGGGUGAAGGAGAGAAGGCGCAUCAACAUCAUGUCGAAAUAUUCCAAUUCCCUCAAGAAAAAACAAUCAAAAGGAAGAACCCCAAAUCCGAACCCGAACUCAAGCCCGCAACCCUCAACGUACGACUUACAAUUUAGUUUUAGUUUGUGAUACCAGCCGAAAUUCUUAGGAGGAAGCAACAAUCGUUCAACGGGAAGAUCAUCAAAUGCGGCAUUUCGAAUAGUGCUUCCGUAGACGGAACACUCUGAAAACUUGCCAGCACCCGCCAAAACCCUAGCCCCAAAAGUCGCAUUCGUUUGUCCUGCUUGAGUUGUGUUGUGUCACCCUGCCUCCUUUUAUGUACAGUUCUUUCUAGACUGGAAAAACAAAAACAAAAAAUCAGUUGCACCUUCGACUUUUUUCACGUCAAUUUCUAUUCUAUGAAAUUUUUGUACAUAUUU
Messenger RNA from Drosophila grimshawi, 1555 nucleotides. RefSeq names its product chorion protein S38 (gene Vajk2). Lineage: Eukaryota; Metazoa; Arthropoda; Insecta; Diptera; Drosophilidae. The record is from RefSeq and is a predicted model, not a curated record. The transcript has 2 exons. Bases 71 to 1075 code for a protein of 334 amino acids.